CCACAGUCUACUUUCCAUUGAGCACUAAAUAUCACUACGUCACGACUCGCCGACUAAGACACGGUCUUUCAACAAAGAACGAACAUCUGCUCUGGACAAUAUAAGCAGAAACAAUCCCUAGUACACAUCACAGAGUUGGAAAGAAGAAUCUCGGAACUACGACGCAUUCGAAAUAGCACCGCGACAACAUCGCCACAAUGCCGCUACCCGAGUUCCUGACGAACACGCCGCUCCACCCGACCUUCGACCGGGACAUCCGAGACACGCACCUGAUCUAUGAUUACGACGCCCAGGACGCCAACGGCAACCCAGAAAAGUGGCGUUACGAGCUGUGGUUCUUCUCUGAGAACAGGAUCAACUACGCAAUCCAUGGCGGGCCGAUGGCCGGCAGGGUAAACUACCAGACCUGCCAGUACCAGUGCAUACGCCCAGGCGAGAUCUGGCAGUGCUCAUGGCUCGAGGAAACCGGGACGGUCUGCUCUCUGGUGUAUGACAUCAAAAAUCAGAAGAUUUCGACUUUGAUCUCUUUCUCAAAGGGACACUGGGAGCACCCCGUGGAAGCGCACGGCGACAAGAGGACGCCGGAGGACUUUGAGCGCUGGAGGGGUCUCGCGAAGCUUGGUCACCAGGCGGAGAGGUUCAUGUUGUCUGAGCAGGCAGACAUCUUGGAGGCCUUCAAAGGCGCAGGAAACUUGUUGCCUAUCGAGCGGGAUGCUGUGACAUUAUGAGUAAAU
Diaporthe batatas is the source of this 734-nucleotide messenger RNA. RefSeq lists its product as uncharacterized. Gene Ontology annotation, molecular function: carboxy-lyase activity. The transcript has 2 exons. Bases 198 to 728 code for a protein of 176 amino acids. Lineage: Eukaryota; Fungi; Ascomycota; Sordariomycetes; Diaporthales; Diaporthaceae. The record is from RefSeq and is a predicted model, not a curated record.